UGGGAGAACGGGAAUGUUACGGGAGUGGGAAUCUGGGGGGAUCCCAGAGGACUGGGAAUUCCGGAGGAUUGGGAAUCCCAGGAGAGUGGGAAUGUCAGGAGAGCUGGGAAACCCAGGAGAGUGGGGAUCCUGGGGAUCGGGAAUUCCAGGGAUCAGGGUCCCAGCAGAUCCGGGGUCCCUGCGGAGCCUCCCCGGGGGGCGGAGCCGAGGGCGGGGCCGGCCCCCGCUGGAAUUGGGGAAGGAAAAGGUCCCGGCCCCUCCCCCACCCCACCCCCACCCCUUCCCCUGUUCCUCUUUCCUUCCCGAUCCCGAUCUCAAUCCCCGUCCUGAUCCCAAACCCGAUCUUAAUCCCAAUCCUGAUCCCACUCCUGAUCCCAAUCCCAAUCUCCAUCCCGUGCCCAUUCCUGAUCCCAUUCCCGAUGCUGUUCCUGUUCCUGUUCUCGAUCCUGUUCCCAUUCCUGUUCCUGUCCCCAUUCCCAUUCCCGUUCCCAUUCCCAUUCCCGUUCCCAUUCCCGAUCCCGUUCGAUGGGCUGGGCCCGCACUGAUCCCAUGUGGAGGCGGCGCUGGCGCUCCCAGCCCGGGGCUCGCUCGGCUCCUUCCUCCUCCUCCGUUCGGGGGCUCUCUGACGAGGAGGAUUCGGGGUUCCUGGAGGUCGCCGUGUCCGACACGAAGCACCCAGCCCCGGAGCUCGGCCCCGCACCCCCGGGACUCACCCCACAACAGGUGCUGCGCAGGCACAUCCUGGGCUCCAUCGUGCAGAGUGAGCGCAGUUACGUCGAUUCCCUGAAGCGAAUCCUGCAGGAUUACCGCGCCCCGCUGCUGGCCAUGCAGCCCAAGGUGCUGAGUGCCCGCAAGUGCCGUGUGGUGUUUUUCCGGCUGCGCGAGAUCCUGCAGUGCCACUCCAUGUUCCAGAUCGCCCUGGCCUCGCGCGUGGCCGAGUGGGACACGGCCGAGACCAUCGGGGACCUGUUCGUGGCCUCGUUCUCCAAGUCCAUGGUUGUGGAUGUUUACAGCGAUUACGUCAAUAACUUCAGCACGGCCAUGGCGCUCAUCAAACGCGCGUGCCUGACCAAACCCGCCUUCCUGGACUUCCUCAAG
Molecule: messenger RNA, 1098 nt
Organism: Malurus melanocephalus (red-backed fairy wren)
Lineage: Eukaryota; Metazoa; Chordata; Aves; Passeriformes; Maluridae
Product: rho guanine nucleotide exchange factor 10-like protein
Exons: 5
Biological process (GO): actin cytoskeleton organization; positive regulation of stress fiber assembly; SREBP signaling pathway
Cellular component (GO): cytosol
Molecular function (GO): guanyl-nucleotide exchange factor activity
Source: RefSeq, a predicted model, not a curated record